This is a messenger RNA of Macrosteles quadrilineatus (aster leafhopper), 1470 nucleotides long. RefSeq lists its product as uncharacterized. Bases 1 to 1470 code for a protein of 489 amino acids. Gene Ontology annotation, molecular function: nucleotide binding; DNA-directed DNA polymerase activity; DNA binding. Gene Ontology annotation, biological process: DNA replication. Lineage: Eukaryota; Metazoa; Arthropoda; Insecta; Hemiptera; Cicadellidae. The record is from RefSeq and is a predicted model, not a curated record. The transcript has a single exon.
AUGUGGGAAUGUGAAUUCCGUAAGCAGAAAAAAGACCAAAAACUCAAUCAUCUGGAAAGUCUACCCACCUUGAAUAAUCUCCCACUAGAUCCACGACAGUCUUUCUUUGGAGGUAGGACAGGCAACGCGAAAUCCUAUCACAAAUGCGCCGAUGGGGAAACUAUUCAGUAUGUUGAUGUUUGUUCCUUGUACCCUUAUGUGUGUAAGUAUGGGAAGUACCCUGUAGGCCACCCAACUAUCUAUGUAGGAGACAGGGAGUGUCAUGAGAGAGGUAUGGAAGUAGAGGGGUUGUUGAAAUGUAAAGUCCUACCGCCUCGUGAUCUCUAUCACCCUGUACUCCCUACAAAAAUGAAUGAUAAAUUGAUGUUUGUGUUGUGUAGGACUUGUGGGGAGAUGAUGUAUCAGGGAGAGUGUAACCAUGGUGGUGAUAAUAGGGCACUAGUUGGGACAUGGACCAUGGAUGAGAUCAGGAAGGCUGUAGAGAAAGGGUACAUUAUACUGGACAUGUAUGAGUUAUGGGAGUACCAGGUAGCAACUUAUGAAAACGGGGGUUUGUUCACAGACUUUAUUAAUAAAUUUUUAAAGAUGAAACAGGAAGCUUCGGGCUAUCCAGAGUGGUGUAAGACCGAGGAGGACAAAAACAAGUAUAUUGCAGACUAUUUGACACAUGAGGGAAUCAAGCUGGAGAAAGACAAAAUUGUUAAGAACGGGGGUUUGAGAUCUUUGGCAAAAUUAAUGUUAAACAGUUUCUGGGGAAAAUUCGGACAGAGGGAGAACCAGACUAAAGCCACAAUCGUUAGGGAUUCUAAAACUCUUUUUCAAAUGUUUUCAUCCCCCGAAAUAGAUGUAAAUAGACUCCAAACCGUCAAUGAGGAGGUUGUAGUUGUUUCUUGGGAGUACUUGGAAGAAGUCGGGGAACCUCUCAGUAAUGUAAAUGUUUGUAUUGCUGCCUACACCACAGCGCAGGCGAGACUCAAGCUCUACGAAUACCUUGAGGCCCUAGGAGUUCAAGUAUUAUAUUAUGACACAGACAGUGUCAUUUUUUACCACCGUCAAGGCCUGUACAGAGUUCCUACGGGAGAUUAUCUCGGCGAAAUGACUGACGAAUUGACAGAUUACGGACCCGACUCCUAUAUCACUGAACUUGUCUCUGGGGGACCUAAAACUUAUGCGUACCUUGUCUGGUCAACAAAUCAACGAAAAAUUAUCCCCAUAUGUAAAAUCAAGGGUCUCACCCUCAACUUUAAAACAUCAAAAGUUGUAAACUUUGAAAAACUUAGAGAAAUGGUCCUAAGUGAAGUAAAACAGUCAAUUGAAAUUGAAGAAAGUAGAAUCAGAAGAACAAAAGAUAGAGACAUCGUUACGAUUGCAGAGAGCAAAGUGUUUAGAAUCACUGGCCCAAAAAGAAGGUAUGAAGGAGAGUAUGACACUCUACCUUUUGGUUUUAGAAAAGUCCAAAGAGACUUGUAA